This is a messenger RNA of Centropristis striata (black sea bass), 4219 nucleotides long. It is a transcript of the gene rnf6, whose product is annotated as ring finger protein (C3H2C3 type) 6. The record is from RefSeq and is a predicted model, not a curated record. The transcript has 4 exons. Gene Ontology annotation, biological process: protein ubiquitination; positive regulation of DNA-templated transcription; ubiquitin-dependent protein catabolic process. The coding region runs from base 899 to 3055 and encodes 718 amino acids. Lineage: Eukaryota; Metazoa; Chordata; Actinopteri; Perciformes; Serranidae. Gene Ontology annotation, molecular function: ubiquitin protein ligase activity. Gene Ontology annotation, cellular component: cytoplasm; nucleoplasm.
CUGCUUUGUCAGGUAGUUAAUUCCUUUUAAUGUCAUUGUCAUCUCUUUUAAAACUAUGCUGGGGCCGAGUGUUGAGUUCCGUGUGCGAUAACAGCUCCAUAAAACAGUUUGUUACAUUUAUAUGUGAGGAGUUAUUCAGCCUCACAGCUCGCUGGCGAGUCGGCUAACCCAGCUAACACUCCUGUCGACGGGCUAGCUGCGCUAAUGUGGUAGGGCUCGGUUAGCAACUAAAGCGUUGCGCAUUCAAAAUGACACUUUGCGUUGUUUAAAGGUUCACAAAACUGACUGUUGUGUUUGGGCGGAAACGCAGUGAAUCAAUGCGAGACACUAACAUGUCGAUAAUGUAAUUCUGUCAUAAAGCGGACAAGAUUCUUUGUCUUUCCAUCUUUGCCCUGCGUUUACAUGGAGAAGACCUCCUUUUAGUUGAUCGUGGCCCGCCUUUGUAGAGCGGUGAUUGGCUGCUUGGCGUGUCCGUCAUUAACUCGAGGCCGGUGAUUGGUGGCUAACCAGGAUGACAACGCCAGUUUUGUUGCUUUAUUCCCCUGCCUUCAACAUGGCCUUCCGUAGCUCCUGUUGUAACUUGGCUAACAUUAGCUCACAUGAAGAUUGCGAUGUUAUUAGGAUAUUUGUUGUCUUUUCCUUCCAGUGAAUGAAUUGAACUUUUAUCCACACGUUAAAUUAGACGAAUUAACGGCGUCAGUCUUCGGGCUAAACGUUAGCAAGAUUACUGUAGCCUUAACGAGACUCUUGCUGGUGGAGUGUUUCGAUAGAAAAUGGAUGUCGUUGUCUUAACUGUCGUCCUUGGCUGGAGAUUAUUUAUUACAAGAUAAAGCAACACAUCGAACUCGUAUUAAAUUUCUCGCUCUAUUAUCCAAUACAUCCAGCACUUUCCACGGUGAUGGACCCUCCUGGUGGGGGAGACGAACGGCGGAGGCAGGCAGAGCGUCUUCGUCGGGAGGAGGCAUACUAUCACUUUAUUAAUGAAUUGAGUGAAGAGGAGUACCGCCUAAUGAGGGACAGCAACCUGCUUGGCACUCCUGGGGAGGUGACUGCUGAGGAGCUUCGGCAGCGUCUUGAUGGAGCAAAAGAGCGCAUGUCAUCUCAGCCUCGUACUGAACAGCGCUCGCAGACUGCUGAUUCUGGAGAGCAGCAGGGCAGUAGCGGUGAGGGAGAGGAGCGAGGUGCUGGAGGAAGACGCGCAGCAGGGGGCGCAGAGCCCGGAGCAGAAACUUCUAAUGGUGACUCAUUACUGGAGUGGCUUAACACAUUUAGACGCACUGGUAAUGCCACUCGCAGUGGCCAGAGUGGCAACCAAACAUGGCGUGCCGUCAGCCGGACCAACCCUAACAGUGGAGAAUUCCGCUUUAGCCUGGAGAUCAACAUUAACCAUGAUCAGCCAGAGCCUGGGGAGCAUAAUGACACUGUGGACACUGCAGAGCUGCCAGUGACUGCCCCAAACACGACUUCACCCUCUAUACGCACUGCUUCCUCUUUCUCCAACACUCGGCCUUCAACCACGCCAAGGCCAGCCCCUUACCCCACCCCCCGCCCGGCCCUAAGUAGGAGGAUGCAGUCCCGGCGUCCACGCAGCAGCACUACCACUCUUUCUAUGAGCCCCCCCGCACUUUCUGCACCAGUGGCCAUCCCAGCUACUGCUCAAAGGAGAGGAGCCACUUUGCACUCUUUAGUACCACCUCCUACUGUUCCCAACCCUCCAACUGAUCAAACUACACCUUCGCAACAUCAAGCCCUGAAUGCAGAAGUAGAGCAGGGCAAUGAUGAUAUGUCUGCUUCUUUAGACUGUCCCCGUGUGUCACCGCACUCUGGGUCUCAGGCCCCAGCUGUGGGACAGGAAUCACGUGGCAGUAGGACUCGAUCACGUGGUCGUGCACGCAGGGCUUCAGCAGGGGGUGGGGUUUCAUCCCGCUUGAGGCGCAGCCGUUCCCCCUUGCACAGAAUACCCAUUGCCAGUACCACUCCACCAUCAAGCAGUAGUGGCAGUGGCUCGAGCAUUCACACUGUUGAGUCAGGCAGUGGCACAAGCUCUGUUUCCAUAGAGACCGGUGAGACUGUUACAGAACCUGCAGCUGUAACGGAGCCAGCUGUAGAGACAGGAGAACGCGAAAGUGAAUCGCAUCUCGUAGGAGCAGGAAGUUCAGCAGUGCGACGACACCCAACCAUCAUGUUGGACCUGCAGGUGAGAAGGAUUAGACCUGGUGAAAACCGCGACCGGGACAGCAUCGCCAGCAGGACACGUUCUCGUGCCCGGGUUGCUGAGAAUACGGUCACAUUUGAAAGUGAUAGUGGUGGAUUUAGACGCACCAUCUCCCGCUCUGAGCGAGCUGGAAUCCGCACCUAUGUGAGCACUAUCAGAAUUCCACUGAGGCGCAUCAGUGAGACGGGCCUCGGGGAGCCGAACUCCACCGCCCUGCGUUCCAUCUUACGCCAGAUCAUGACUGGAUUUGGGGAGCUGAGCUCCCUAAUGGAAACGGAGGCUGAUUCUGAAACUGUUGCACCUAGCCACACUGAUGUUAGUGUUACAAAUAGUAGCAUCAGCCCAGCCAGUCGCCUACAUACAAACGAGAGCGACGCUGGCCAGGUUGGUACAGGUGGGGUGGAUCAGGAGAGGGUGGGGCUAGUGGGAAGUGAGGAGGACCAGGGUGGGCAGGCCAGGCUCGGAGGAGGAGUAGUUAGCACCACAGAGGGACGAGCAACCAGCAGAGACACCAAUAACCUGGUAGAAAACGGUACACUACCCAUCCUGCGGCUGGCACACUUCUUCUUGCUCAAUGACGAGGAGGAUGACGAACACCCUAGGGGCCUGACCAAAGAGCAGAUUGACAAUCUAUCCACACGUACCUAUGGUCAGGCCAACCUGGAGGGGGAGAUGGGUCGUGCAUGCAGUGUUUGCAUCAAUGAGUAUGCCCAGGGCAACAAGCUGCGGCGCCUGCCCUGCUCCCAUGAAUUUCACAUCCACUGCAUCGACCGCUGGCUCUCUGAGAACAACACCUGCCCCAUCUGCAGGCAGCCCAUACUAGCAGUGCAUCAUGACUGACCUAUUUGCUCACAAACACAACUAUCAAGUUCCUGGCUGGCUGAACUGAGCAUACCCAAGUGGGCUUUGCAUGUACAUAGCGCUUUCAUGGUUUAAUUUCUUUGAAAAUAUCCAUUGUGUUGAAGUUGAAGAAGGUUGAACCAAAAGUGCGGAAAAAAAGAAACUAUAAAUGCAGAGAAUUAACAGAACUUUAUUUUUUUAGACUCUUUGUUUUCAGCAACAUAUUACUGUUUUUAUUUUCUUCUUCUUCCUAUGACCUGUUUCAAUGGUCUCUGUCAUGAAGCUUAAGAGGCCCAUCUCAAAAAGAUGGCAUUAAUGCUUAAGGAGCUCCUGUAGCCGCUGCUGACUAGUCUCACUUUAACUCUUUAAUGUCUGAUGAGUGUGACGUCUCUUUGUCACAACUGGAAGACACAAAUCACUUCUAGACUUGAUUUAUUCAGUAUAAGCUGUAAAUAAUUCACCACUGCUUGUAUUUAAGGGUUUUGAAGCAAGUUGCUCCUCACAUGCCAUCUGUUUAAAUUGGAAGCAGGAAACUUUUCUUUUUUUUUAACAUUUACUAUUUUAAAGCUUCAACAUACAUUUUAAAGUGUCCCUUUACAGUUGGUUUAGAAGUGUAUGAUUUAUUGGGAUGUGUAUGAGCUAUGUAUUUAAUUUUGAAAUAAGUUUUAUUCUGUAUGUCUACUAGUAUUUGUUGAAGCCCUUUCCAUACACUUGUUCCAUAUGAUUGCAAUACAGAAUUCAUCCAUAAAGUCACCCACUAAAAUCCGCCACUUUGAAAUCAUUAACAUUACCCAUAUGAGCAGCACAAUUCAAAUGAAAUGCAGAAGGCAUGUGAUAAUCAGGAAUUCAGAGAUGUAAUUUAGUAUGAGUUGUGCAAUACGGAGAGAAAAGACAGUAUUGUUUGUUUUGCUGUUCAUUGUUGUUUACAUUGUAAUGCCUGAUUAUCAUCUCCACUUAAAAACAAAGUCUUGUUUACCCUGAAAUCAAUGUUUCCUCUUGGUUCCUGUUGCUGUUCCAUACCCGGCAGACACCCUGGGACCUGUGUCAUGAAGUUGCAUUGAGUAGUUGGCUUGAUACAUAUGCUGAUCAAAAUCUGGAGCAUGGAAUUAAAGAAUAAAAAAUAGAUUUUCUAGAGUUUUUAAAGUUGUCCAGCUAACUCAAAAA